Stegastes partitus (bicolor damselfish) is the source of this 1839-nucleotide messenger RNA. It is a transcript of the gene slc6a19b, whose product is annotated as solute carrier family 6 member 19b. Gene Ontology annotation, biological process: neutral amino acid transport; sodium ion transmembrane transport; nitrogen compound transport. The record is from RefSeq and is a predicted model, not a curated record. Bases 1 to 1839 code for a protein of 612 amino acids. Gene Ontology annotation, cellular component: plasma membrane; brush border membrane; apical plasma membrane. The transcript has 12 exons. Lineage: Eukaryota; Metazoa; Chordata; Actinopteri; Pomacentridae. Gene Ontology annotation, molecular function: neutral L-amino acid transmembrane transporter activity.
AUGAAGCUAAAACUUUCCAAUCCGGGCCUGGAGGACAGGAUAUUGUCCCAUCAGCAGCUGGACAAGCUGGAGGAUGCCGAGGCUGGAGAAAGACCGUCAUGGGGCAGCAAGGCCCAGUACAUGCUGACCUGCGUGGGGUUUUGUGUGGGGCUCGGAAAUGUGUGGCGUUUCCCCUACCUGUGUCAGAGUCAUGGAGGAGGUGCAUUUAUAAUCCCGUUUCUCAUCCUGAUGGUUCUUGAAGGAAUCCCGCUUCUCUAUCUUGAGCUUGCUCUCGGCCAGCGUUUAAGAAUGGGCAAUGUGGGAGUGUGGGCUGCAAUCCAUCCUUGUCUAGCUGGCAUCGGUAUCGCAUCCAUGUUCAUAUGUUUGACAAUAGCCCUCUAUUACAACACCAUCAUUGCCUGGAUUAUGUGGUACUUAUUCAACUCAUUCCAAAACCCACUGCCUUGGAGCCGAUGUCCACUGAACGCCAAUUUAACAGGAUUUGUCACAGAGUGUGAGAGGAGCUCUCCCGUGGAUUAUUUCUGGUACAGGGAAACUCUGAACACAACUCCAACCAUAGACGAGGGUGGUGGGCUGCAGUGGUGGAUACUGCUAUGUCAUGUUUGUGCCUGGUCUUUGCUCUAUAUCUGCACAAUUCGCGGGAUUGAGACCACUGGGAAGGCUGUGUAUGUGACUUCAACCCUUCCCUUUGUGCUGCUGACUGUAUUUCUGAUCAGAGGAUUGACUCUGAAGGGCUCUGUAGAUGGAAUCAAGUUUCUCUUCACACCAGAUUUAACAGAGCUGGGGAAACCAAAAACAUGGCUGGAUGCUGGCGCUCAGGUUUUCUAUUCCUUCUCUGUGAGUUUUGGUGCCCACGUUUCCUUCGCCAGCUACAACCCAGUGCAUAACAACUGCAAAGUGGAUGCAGUGGUCAUUUCCAUCAUCAACGGCUUCACGUCCAUCUUCGCUGCAACUGUCAUUUACACCAUCAUUGGUUUCAGAGCAGCAGAGAGGUUUGACAACUGUCUUUCUGGAAACAUCCUAGCAUUACUAAACGCAUUUGACCUCACUGAAGACAGCAUCACUGACAGCAACUACGACAAGAUGGUUCAAAGUCUUAAUGAAACCUACCCUGACGUUAUUCAAGGGAUGGAUCUGAAAACCUGCGACAUGGAAACUUUUCUCAGUGGGGGAGUUGAAGGGACUGGUCUGGCCUUCAUCGUGUUCACCGAGGCCAUCACCAAGCUGCCUCUGUCGCCGUUGUGGUCCGUCCUGUUCUUCAUAAUGCUUUUCUGUCUUGGCCUGUCUUCUAUGUUCGGGCUCUUGGAGGGAAUUGUAGUACCGAUACAAGACCUCAAAGUCUUCCCCAAGACAUGGCCAAAAGAAGCAGUAACUGGUGUGACGUGUGGCCUCUGCUGUCUGGUGAGUCUGAUAUUCCUGCAGGGUUCAGGGAACUACUGGCUUUCUCUCUUCGACGCCUAUGGAGAAUCCAUCCCAAUGCUGGUUAUUGCAUUCUGCGAGAUGGUCUCAGUGGUGUACAUAUAUGGGAUAGACAGAUUCAACGAUGAUAUAAAGUUCAUGAUCGGACACAAACCCAGCUUCUUCUGGCAGGCAUCGUGGAGAUUCAUCAGCCCGCUGAUUGUGCUUUUCAUCCUGAUCUUCUACCUCAUCACCAUAGUUACUGAACCAUUCCUUUACAAAACCUGGGAUCCUGAAUCGGAGAAAUUCCCGAUGUUGGAAGAAAAGUCUUACCCAGACUGGAUCCAUGUGAUCAUCUUCAUACUGGCCGGGAAUCCCAGUUUAAUGGUGCCUGUAGUUGCUAUCUGGAAAUUUGUACAGAAAAGGAGAAGGGGUGAAUAA